This is a messenger RNA of Wasmannia auropunctata (little fire ant), 1194 nucleotides long. RefSeq lists its product as uncharacterized. Lineage: Eukaryota; Metazoa; Arthropoda; Insecta; Hymenoptera; Formicidae. Bases 724 to 1068 code for a protein of 114 amino acids. The record is from RefSeq and is a predicted model, not a curated record. The transcript is spliced from 3 exons.
UUAAAUCGCAACGCGUUGAACGUUGUCGGUGAGCAAGUUCGCACGUCACGCGUGCACAUUUCAAUCGCCAGAUUGAUAUUCGUCGAACGUCUAUAGUCGUCGGAUAGUUCGACGUCCCCGCGGAACCGGACGUCUCGAUCUCGACGUGGGACAGCGAGGACGGUGCGGUCGCGGGUCGCUUAAACGUAAUCUCGAUCGGAUCGAUUCUCAGACAGGACGACCGCAAGACCCCACACUUUUCCCCGACGCGACCUUCCCUCCGAUCAGACGUCAGUUGGAGUGACACUGCACGCGAUGCGACCGUGAGCCCGCCAUCUGGUACACCGAAUUGUCUGUCGCCGUGCGCGACAAGUUCUCCUCUUCGCGUUCCUCUGGACGCGUUUCGUCCCGCGACGCGAGAAAGAAGAGUCUCUUUGCGGUGUCGCCGUGCAGUGACACGCAACGCUCGAGCGCCUUUCAGAGGGCAAGGAUCCUUUGUUGCCGCGACAUGGGCGCGCGGUAGGAUUCUUUCUCUUUCGUGUUGCCCGCGACAAAGAUUUUACAUCUCGAGAAUGGGACAGAUUGGUCACGAAGCGUCCCAUUCAGUGGUACUACAUGCUGGCAUACCGAUACGCCGCCGUUAAUCUCGUCGAUUCUCGUCGGAGAAUGUGAGCGAUUCUGAAAGCCGCGUGGAAAGCAUAACUGCAUUUUUAAACAUUCUGACAAACUACGGUCCAUCAUUCGAUGCCAGCGAUUUUCGAGCUUCAUGCGCGAAAGAGGAUCCGAUUUCCCCCUUCGAGAGGGAACGAGACGCGAGACGAUAUCGUGACGGCACGCCGGCACUUCCGCAUAUCAAAUCGAUGUCCCGUGCGCACCCUCGCGCAAGAUGAUAGUAUUCCUGCGUAUACGAGGAGGAAGCGCGCUCCGGCACGCGAUACGGAGAUUAACGCGAUACUUCGAGGAGUGAUAACUCCGCCUGCGACAGUGGGAGUCUUCAUCGAACGUCGCGCUGCCGCCUCUUCCUUUUCAAUUCGCGCGAUAAAGCGGACGGACGUUGACGGAUGUCCUGUAAGUGAGACUAGUCGGUGAGAGAGAAAGAGAGAGGGAGAGAAGACUAACUCUUAGAAUUAUAAUAAAUUAGAAUAAUUAAUUAAAAAAAACGAGAAUUCUGAUCAAUCGGUUAUAACGCAAUAAAACUUUGCUAAAAUACGAGCA